Periophthalmus magnuspinnatus is the source of this 2112-nucleotide messenger RNA. It is a transcript of the gene alpl, whose product is annotated as alkaline phosphatase, biomineralization associated. Gene Ontology annotation, cellular component: plasma membrane. The transcript has 12 exons. The record is from RefSeq and is a predicted model, not a curated record. Gene Ontology annotation, biological process: dephosphorylation. Gene Ontology annotation, molecular function: alkaline phosphatase activity. Lineage: Eukaryota; Metazoa; Chordata; Actinopteri; Gobiiformes; Gobiidae. The coding region runs from base 217 to 1842 and encodes 541 amino acids.
UUCUCGUGGGAUACAGACAGACCGCUAUUCUUAGAGCCCAGAGCCAGAGCCGAAAAACGGUGCCCUUAUAAAAAGAAGUGUGGAGACACAAGGACGCACAAGUCAAGGUGAAGCGCCGGGUGAACGGGACUGUUUGGAUGAGAGCGCAGCACUUUUGGACCACCGAGUGAGCAACUCCUUGGCGGCAUUCAGACCUCAUCAUCCUCUCCGAGGGCCAUGUUAUGGGCAUCUGAGAGAAAACCUCACAUAGAGAACAGCAUGAAGGCGACAGUCCUGCUUUUAAUCUGCUCCACGCUCUUCUCAGGGGUUGUGGGGAAGCCACUGUUUCCAGAGCAAGAAAAAGAUCCAAAGUUUUGGAAUGCGUGGGCUCAAAAGACUCUGAAGAACGCUCUGACACUGCAAGACCUCAACAAAAAACAAGCAAAGAAUCUUAUCCUGUUCCUCGGAGAUGGCAUGGGUGUUCCUACUGUGACAGCGGCUCGGAUUCUAAAAGGCCAGCUCAGUGGACAGAGUGGAGAGGAGACUGUGCUGGAAAUGGACAAGUUCCCCUUUUUAUCUCUGGCUAAGACUUAUAACACCAAUGCCCAGGUGCCUGACAGCGCGGGGACCGCCACAGCAUACCUGUGUGGAGUCAAAGCCAAUGAGGGAACUGUCGGAGUGAGUGCCGCUGCUGUCCGCUCCCAAUGCAAUACAACAGAGGGCAAUGAGGUCACAUCUAUUCUCAAAUGGGCCAAGGAUGCAGGGAAGUCAGUGGGAAUCGUGACAACGACUCGCGUUAACCAUGCCACCCCCAGUGCUGCGUAUGCACACUCUGUGGACAGAGACUGGUACUCGGACAAUGAGAUGCCUGCUGAAGCUCUGCAGGCCGGUUGCAAGGAUAUUGCCAGACAACUGUUUGAAAACAUUCCCAACAUUGAUGUUGUCAUGGGGGGAGGACGGAAAUAUAUGUUCCCCAAAAACCAGUCCGAUGUUGAAUACCCCAAUAUUGCAAAGCACAGUGGCACACGGAAAGAUGGCAGAAACCUGGUGCAAGAGUGGAUCGACAAAAUGCAGAGCAAGAGAGGCCAUUAUGUAUGGAACAAGAAUCAACUCUUAUCACUAAACCCUAACAACGUGGAAUACCUACUGGGUCUGUUUGAACCUGGGGAUUUGACAUAUGACUUGGAGAGGAACACAGAGACUGAUCCCUCACUCACAGAAAUGGUGGAAGUGGCAAUCAAAAUCCUGAAGAAAAACCCAAAUGGAUUUUACCUGCUUGUGGAAGGAGGGCGUAUUGACCAUGGACAUCAUGAGGGAAAGGCCAAACAAGCUCUACAUGAGGCAGUGGAAAUGGACCGUGCGAUUGGCAGAGCUGAUCUACUGACCAGCAUCCACGACACUCUGACUGUCGUUACUGCAGACCACUCUCACGUCUUCAACUUUGGAGGCUACACUACAAGAGGAAACACAAUCUUUGGUCUGGCUCCCAUGGUCAGUGAUAUUGAUCAGAAGCCUUUCACCUCCAUCUUGUACGGGAAUGGACCGGGUUAUAAAAUCGUGAAUGGUGCAAGAGAAAAUGUCUCCACUAUUGACUACCAGGAGAAUAACUACCAAGCUCAGGCAGCUGUCCCUUUGAGUAUGGAGACCCACGGAGGGGAGGAUGUAGCAGUGUUCGCUAAAGGUCCUCUGGCUCACCUGCUCCACGGAGUCCAUGAGCAGAACUACAUUCCCCAUGUCAUGGCAUAUGCUGCCUGUAUCGGCCAAAACAGGGAACACUGUUUGAAGGAAAGUGGAGCCGGACAUUUGCACUCCACCUUUGGCAGUGUAAUAUCCAUACUCACAAUUAGUCGGCUGAUUUGCUGACCCUUGUUCUUAAAAGUUAUUUUAAAUCCCACGUUUAACAAGGCAUACUUUUUUAAAAUCAUGUAUAUGUUGUUUAAUUUGUUACACAGAUUAUGUGCUAUCUAUUCUAGUUACUGCACUUUGAAGGCAACAAUGCAUAUGUAACAUAUAUAGUACAAAAUAUUCUGUCUAUUCAUUAGUUUUUUGGAUUAUAAUGAAGAUAUCAUGUUGGCACCAGAUUUGAUUGUUUUGUUAACAGAAUCUACCUCAUUUGAUCUAAAAAAGGAACAA